Messenger RNA from Aspergillus mulundensis, 2367 nucleotides. RefSeq names its product cullin culA (gene culA). NCBI's taxonomy places the organism in Eukaryota, Fungi, Ascomycota, Eurotiomycetes, Eurotiales, Aspergillaceae. The transcript is spliced from 5 exons. Gene Ontology annotation, biological process: protein ubiquitination; SCF-dependent proteasomal ubiquitin-dependent protein catabolic process. Gene Ontology annotation, molecular function: ubiquitin protein ligase binding. The record is from RefSeq and is a predicted model, not a curated record. Gene Ontology annotation, cellular component: SCF ubiquitin ligase complex. Bases 1 to 2367 code for a protein of 788 amino acids.
AUGGCGCCUCUAAUGCCGCAGGCCCCUCACAAGGAUGACUUGAAUGAAACGUGGAUGUUCCUGGAGAAUGGCAUCAACAAUGUUAUGGUCAAACUGGAAGAGGGGGUGGACAUGAAGAACUACAUGGCUCUCUACACGGCGGUCCACAACUUUUGCACCUCACACAAAGCGGUUAGCGGUCAUGCUUUGCAAUCACAGCGCGGUGGUUCGUCUAAAUCUCCUUCGGCUCCCGAUGCACCUCACAAAACAACGCAGAAUCAGCUGACCGGUAAUCCAGCACACUUGCUCGGAGAGGAACUCUAUAAGAAACUUGGAGAAUACUUGUCGCGCCACCUUGAGUGGGUUUACAACGAAUCGACAGGUCAUACCGAGGAAGCUCUACUCUCGUUCUACAUUCGUGAAUGGCAACGGUAUACAACAGCCGCCAAGUACAUCAACCACCUGUUCAGAUACCUGAACCGCCACUGGGUGAAGCGAGAGAUUGAUGAGGGGAAAAAGAACGUCUAUGAUGUCUACACCCAGCAUCUGGUAAAGUGGAAGGAGGAUUUCUUCCUCAAGGUGCACGAGAAGGUCAUGGGUGCCGUCCUCAAGCUCGUCGAGAAGCAACGAAACGGGGAGACUAUUGAGCAGUCGCAAAUCAAGAGCAUUGUCGACUCAUUUGUCUCUCUUGGGCUCGACGAAACGGACCCUACAAAAUCUACCCUUGAAAUCUACCGCUAUUACUUCCAGCGACCAUUCCUUGACGCUACUAGAGUCUACUAUGAGGAUGAGUCGCGCCAGUUCGUGGCUGACAAUAGCGUUGUUGAGUAUAUGAAAAAAGCAGAAAUCCGUCUCGAAGAAGAGAAGGCUCGUGUUGGACUCUAUCUGAACAACGAUAUUUCAAAGGACCUUACUAACACCUGCUUGGAUGUACUCGUCACCGCCCAUUCGGAGCUUCUCCGUGAUGAGUUCCAACCGCUGCUUGACAAUGAGCGUCAAGAUGAUCUCGCCCGGAUGUAUCGGCUUUUGUCACGAAUCAAAGAAGGGCUGGACCCUCUCCGCACAAAGUUCGAGGCACAUGUGAGAAAAGCUGGUUUGUCUGCCGUUGAGAAGGUAGCUGCUGAAGGCGACUCUUUCGAGCCCAAGAUGUAUGUCGAUGCAUUGCUGUCGGUUCACACCAGGUACCACAGUCUCGUCAAGGAGGCUUUCAAUGGCGAGUCCGAGUUUGUCCGCUCCCUCGACAACGCUUGCCGUGAAUUUGUCAACCGUAACAAGAUCUGCAAGUCUGGGUCUACGAAGACACCUGAGUUACUGGCCAAAUACACGGAUUCUCUGCUGAAGAAAGGAUCAAAGGCUGCAGAAGAGUCAGAGCUGGAGGAGAUGUUGGUCCAGAUAAUGACCGCCUUCAAGUACAUUGAGGACAAGGAUGUCUUCCAGAAAUUCUACUCCAAGAUGCUGGCUAAGCGUCUGGUCCAUGUGAGCUCGGUAUCCGAUGACGCCGAGACCAGCAUGAUCAGCAAGCUCAAGGAGGCCUGUGGUUUCGAGUACACCAACAAGCUACAGCGAAUGUUCCAGGAUAUCCAGAUUUCAAAGGAUCUCAACAAAAACUACGAAGCCUGGCUACCGACGACAUUGUUGGACGAGGAGGAGCGAAAGAAGAUUGUUGACUCACACUUCCAGAUCCUCGGAACCGGUUUCUGGCCUCUUAGUGCUCCUUCGACUUCUUUUCUUGCGCCGCCCGAGAUUGUAAAAACUUCUGAGAAAUUCGAGCAGUUUUACUACGGCAAGCACAGUGGUCGAAAGCUGACCUGGCUCUGGCAGCUGUGCAAGGGCGAAAUCAAGGCCAAUUACAUCAAGAGCACGAAGGUUCCCUACACUUUCCAGGUGUCUACCUAUCAAAUGGGCAUUCUCCUCCUGUUCAAUGAGAGCGACACUUUGACGUACUCCGAUCUUCAAAAGGCCACUAGCCUUAGCCCCGAAAUUCUCGAUCCAAACCUGAGCAUCUUACUGAAGGCUAAAGUUCUUACAAUCAGCCCUGAAGGAACUAAGCCCAAGCCAGGCUCGACUUUCUCCUUGAACUACAAUUUCAAGAACAAGAAGAUCAAGGUCAACCUUAACAUUCAGAUCAAGUCCGAGCAGAAGGUUGAGACGGACGACACGCACAAGACAAUCGAGGAAGAUCGUAAGCUUCUGCUUCAGUCUGCCAUUGUCAGAAUCAUGAAGUCCCGGAAGAAGAUGAAGCACGUACAGCUCGUGCAAGAGGUCAUCCACCAGGUCAAAUCCCGCUUCCCUCCCCAAGUCCCCGACAUCAAGAAGAACAUCGAAGCCUUGAUGGAGAAGGAUUACAUCGAGCGUCUGGACGGCGAUGAAAUCGCUUACAUUGCAUGA